This is a messenger RNA of Armigeres subalbatus, 650 nucleotides long. RefSeq lists its product as uncharacterized. The record is from RefSeq and is a predicted model, not a curated record. Bases 29 to 508 code for a protein of 159 amino acids. The transcript has 2 exons. Gene Ontology annotation, molecular function: carbohydrate binding. Lineage: Eukaryota; Metazoa; Arthropoda; Insecta; Diptera; Culicidae.
GAAGUUCUCCUAGUUAGUUUAAAGCAAGAUGGAAAUUUUCCCUGAGCUGGGAAAUAGUAUCUUCUUUUCUAGAUUUACCGAAGGAUCAGGGUACGAGAGAGAAAUCGCAAUCAACGCGGUUCUUCGAGAUAAUGAAAAAAGAUUUUUCAUAAACUUAUGCUUGGAUCACCCAGAGUUGGGUGCUGAAUCGCGAUUGAUGGCGUAUCAUUUCGGAAUCGAAUUUGCUGAUGAAGGUCGUCAAUAUAAAGUGAUCGAAAGCGGUGCAUGCAGCAACGGUGAACGAUCGGUCCACUAUGCUGAAGUUUCCAAUGAUGGAAUAGUGAACAUAGUUUUCCGUUUAGAUGAGGAUAACAUAAAGGUGUAUUACGAAGAUACGCAACAUUCGCCCGACUAUGAAUGUCAUCUACCACCGACAAUUGAUGGCACACGGAUCGUCGAGAUACGAGGGGACAUAAACCAUGUGGAGGAAUUUCAACUGAAGUAUAAUAUACUGCCCGUAGAUGCAUAACUGUCCGAUACAGAUAGAAAACCAAGAAUACAUGGGUCACUCAUGCUUGUAGUGGCAGUAUACUCGUUGAAUCAAUUUGGCUUUUCCCAGUGUAAACAGUAUCAUCAAACUAGAAGCUGCGUAUGCCAUUCUACUGCUUGGA